This is a messenger RNA of Bursaphelenchus xylophilus (pine wood nematode), 993 nucleotides long. The record is from the annotation of a GenBank genome assembly. Lineage: Eukaryota; Metazoa; Nematoda; Chromadorea; Rhabditida; Aphelenchoididae.
AUGACCUCGAACAACCGUCUUUCCAUGGACACGUUCCACAUGAUGAACAAGAAACCGCUCAUUCCCCAGGGUCCCCCAAUCUAUUAUUAUAUCAUGAUGACACUCGCCUGGAUCAUCUUUGUCUUCACACUGCCGCUCUCUCUUUUUGUUUGCAUAAAGAUUGUCCAUGAAUACAAGAGAAUGGUUGUAUUCAGACUUGGCCGGAUUAAGGGAACGGGCACCAUGGGUCCAGGAGUUGUGAUGAUACUGCCUUGUGUGGAUGAGCAUCACAUGAUCGAUCUGAGAACCAUGUCUUACGACGUGCCUUCACAAGAAAUGCUCACGAAAGACUCGGUUACAGUGUCUGUAGAUGCGGCUGUAUAUUAUAGAACAAGGUAAGGCGGCGCUUGAAAUAUGAUUACUUAAGUAGAGUAAAUCCAAUUUGAUCAUUUAUUCAGCGACCCGGUGGCAACAAUUAAUUGCAUAGCUGAUGCUCAUUUGAGCACAAAGAUGCUAGCACAAACAGCCUUGAGAAAUGUUCUUGGAACCAGAACGUUGAGUGAGAUCAUGUCGGAACGAGAGAGUAUCGCGCAACAAGCCCAAGAAGUUCUGGAUGAAGGUGAGAAUACGCGGUUUAUAUAAAUAGUUAUAUAGGAACCGAUCCUUGGGGUAUCAAGGUGGAACGAGUGGAAGUCAAGGACAUUAGGCUUCCACGAGAACUUUGUCGAGUAUUGGCCGCUGAAGCCGAAGCCUCCAGAGAAGCCGACGCUAAGAUCGUUUCGGCCGCAGGAGAGUUAAAUGUAAGAUGAUGAUUCUUUGCCAUUACAUCGUUAAUUUAAGGCCUCGUUUUCUCUGAAAGUAGCCGCCGACCGGUUUAAAAAUUCGCCCGCAGCCAUCCAACUACGAUAUCUUCAAACUCUGAGUCGAAUAUCAACUUCACAGAACCAUACCAUCAUACUGCCGGUGCCAAUGGAAAUCAUAAAACGUUAUAUGAAGAGAGUCAAACAAGCCUAA